AUGGAUUAUCGUUUACUGUUGAAAAUACUCAGUUUCCUGCUCUUGGCCUUGGUUAGCUCAGCUCAAGCGCAGCCACCCCAGACGCCAACGGAUUAUGGCGAGAGUGAGCCGCCCGAGGGCUAUUAUGCUUUCGUAGAGUCACCAAAUGCUGUGCCUCCAAAGGUGCGUCCACCCCCCUACACCUUCGUGAAUGUGGACUGCAAGAAUGUGGCGCCGGGGAAGAAAUCAGCCGUAUCGGUGCAUAAUAUCUGUGGGGACCUCAACAAGGGACAAAUCCCAAAGAACCCCUUGGGCCAAAGUGUGCUGGGCGAGCCAUAUCCAUUCGAGCUGAUACGCAAUCAAACGCUCAAGUUUCUGUCGAAGACGCUGCCUGUUCUCAAGGCCGAUGACACGCUGCCGAAGGUAACGCAAAUCAUACGUGACGAGCCCGUCGAGCAGCUGGACAACAACAAUAUUGAUCGGCACUAUGCGACGCGGGCCAGGCGUGAUGUUCCCGAUGCCGCACACUCCAAUGAUUACAGUUACUUUGAUCCGGCGCUGGACGAGGAGGAGCGUGGCAAGCGACGCGUCGUCGAGGAACGAAAGCCACGCAAAUUCUGCGACGGUGGCGGAGUCUUCUGCACCCUCUACCGAGCCAUUCAGGGGGACACGGGUAGUGUCGCGUCUGGUGCACCAGCAGCCGAGCGGCGAGAAGAAAUUGGUCCGAUACGCUAUGAAGGACCCCCAACACCCUGCCCUGCGAAGGUGGAGUAUGCCACGCCCGUGUUUGCCAAGAACUAUCAGGGUGCCUGGCGCUAUGUGGUGCAGAUACCCUACGAGGGCUACUUUACACAGACCGUCGAGGUGACACGUUGCAUACAGGCGCGCUGUCAUUACCUGGACGGCGGCUGUUUGUCCUCGCCCCGCUGGGUAUCCCUGCUGGUCGCCGAGAUUUUCUAUCCCAAUGCCGAGGACACGGUGCCCAGCACGACGAGCACACCGGCACCAUCGGUGCAAGAUUUCCAGGCCUAUCAACAGUAUCUGCAGAAGCGUGCUGGUGUGGCCACCGCCUCCGAUGGCACCUCAGUGAAUGGUGGGCCCAACGGCGCCUCCGGCAACGCCGAUGCCCAUUGCGAUGGUCACGACGAGCUCGGUUGCUUCCAAGUGCGUCUGUACUACGAUUGGUUCUUGAUUCCCGGCUCCUGCAAGUGCUGGCGUCCUGACUAUUUUGCCAAAUACGUGCGCCGAAAGUCUGUGGCCGAUUUGUAA
Scaptodrosophila lebanonensis is the source of this 1248-nucleotide messenger RNA. RefSeq lists its product as uncharacterized. The coding region runs from base 1 to 1248 and encodes 415 amino acids. The transcript is spliced from 4 exons. Gene Ontology annotation, biological process: central nervous system formation; innate immune response; regulation of Toll signaling pathway. Gene Ontology annotation, cellular component: extracellular region. The record is from RefSeq and is a predicted model, not a curated record. Lineage: Eukaryota; Metazoa; Arthropoda; Insecta; Diptera; Drosophilidae. Gene Ontology annotation, molecular function: Toll binding; growth factor activity.